GUUGCAAUCGUUUUGCGAUCUGACAUCAGAAUCAUCGCUGGAUCGAGCCGGUCUACAAUAUGGCGUGGAUGAGGUUCGAUUCUUUCUCUUUAAUAUGAACUCUCUCCGUAAUAACAUCUGACGUAUACAUAUAUAUAUAUAUUUAAUCUCAGUACUUAAGCUCGAGAAUAAUUCGUCCACAUUAUGUUUAUCGUCGAUAUAAGCUAGAAUUUCUUAAUGGUAAAGAAAAGAUGAUCACGUAUUCAACUGCAGAAAUACUGCUUAAGGUAAGAGAAUACCGACUCUAUUGAUUCUGUACCUGACAAGGUGAAGUGAGAUACCUGGCUUUAUAAUAAAUCCGAUACUGAUAUCACAUCAUGUCACAGGGUUAUUAUGUUAAAUCUACAGAUGGAAAUAUGAAAGAUAAAAAAAACACUAUUUCUAGGAUACAGAGAUUGAAAAGACAUUUGAGUUGUGGAUUUGGUAGACUUUCCGUAUCCAAAGAAGACAUUGUUCCCGAAUUCGAUCAAGACAACGAGAAUAUCGAAGUAACAAAGGUUACUUUGAACGGAUUAGACGAAGAUAGAACGGAAAUUUUAUGCCCGUCAACAGCCACGACGCUCUGUACUCCCUUAUCCGAUACGGUGGAUAACUAUAAGACUCUAUACGAACCGAACGGCAAUAUAAGACCUCCACCUCGCACAAGCUCUACCCACAGCCAUCUAGAUAAUUAUAGCAAAAGACACGGCAAACACGCAGUUAGUCCAGUGAAACGCCAGUGGUCAGCACAGGAAUGGGUCAUCCCUCGCGAAGAACUAGCCAAAAUCACAGAACGAGAAUUCCGAUUACAUAUACCACGACGACCCAAAUCCGAAGUCAUCUGUGGAGGAGAGAGAAUGAAAUCCAGUCGUUACUCCGGAAUCCCAUUCUCGGGAAAUUUAACUUUUGGGAAAACAGAAGCAUACAUUAAAUUAGAACAAUUAGGAGAAGGAUCAUAUGCUACAGUUUACAAAGGAUAUAGCAAAAUGAAAGGAGUUUUCAAGAGCAACUUGAUUUAUCAGCUCAUCUAUUGUACAAGAAUUAAUCUAUUAAAUGCAGCAAACUUCAGUGUUAUAAACAGUUUUCAUUACAGAUGCAAUUUAAUUUCGAAAAUGGGCUUUGCUGCAACACACUUCCAUUCAGCUUCACUGUUGAGAGGAUUGAAACAUGCCAACAUCAUCACUUUACAUGACAUAAUUCAUACUAGAGAAACAUUAACUUUUGUAUUUGAAUUUGUGCAUACAGAUUUGGGACAAUAUUUGGGACAACAUCCAGGUGGACUCCAUCCAAAAAAUAUAAAGCUUUUUCUGUUCCAACUAUUGCGAGGCCUUGCUUAUUGUCAUGACAGACAUGUGCUUCACAGAGAUUUAAAACCACAGAAUUUGCUAAUUAGUGAACUUGGAGAAUUAAAACUAGCAGAUUUUGGUCUAGCACGAGCUAAAUCUGUACCAAGUAGAACAUAUUCUCAUGAAGUGGUGACUCUCUGGUAUCGCCCACCAGAUGUUCUUUUAGGUUCUACAGAUUAUUCAACAUCAUUAGAUAUGUGGGGUGUAGGUUGCAUAUUCAUAGAAAUGAUUUAUGGUUCUGCAGCAUUUCCUGGUCUUAAAGAUGCUGUUGAUCAGUUAGAUAAAAUUUGGAAGGUUUUGGGUACACCAACAGAAGAAACUUGGGAGGGUGUAUCACGCUUUCCUAAUUAUAAACCAGAGAAGUUUAAGAUUUAUAAGCCACAACAUUUGUCUGCUGCAUUUCCCAAACUUAUCAAAAUGGCAAAUGCUGAAAAGUUGGCAUCUAGUUUCCUUCAGUUGCAACCUCAUCUUAGGAUAUCGGCCACUCAAGCAUUACAUCAUAAAUAUUUCUCUGACCUUCCCUCUAAAGUAUAUGAUUUACCUGAUCAAGCAUCUGUGUUUAAUGUUCCCAGUUGCAAACUUAGUCCAGAGACUCACAAUCAUCCACUGUCUGUGAUUGAAGCAGCAGCUAAAUUGCAACGCUAGUAUCCAUGAUAACUGUGAUAGGUAAGAAGAUAUAAAAUACCAAACAUCUUGUUUGUUUAUUUUUCUCAUCAUUUUCAAUCUCAUGCAAAAUGAACUGAUUUCGUGUCAGUGAUUUUCGGCGAUCGAACUUUAUACGACCGAAAAAAUCGUAUGUCGUUAUUUAUAAUUCAUCAGUCUGCCAAAACAAGAAAGAAUCUCAUUCCAAAUCGAAAAUAACUUAGAGUUAUAAAAAAAAUUUUAUAUAUUGUCUAUGAAAAUUGCUUUAAUAAUGUGUGCAUGAAUAUUUAAAAAUUCCAUUUAUUUAUAAUGCACUUCUGUCUAUCACAUUUUUGUACAUUGUGCAGUAUUAUAUGGAUCUCAUGAUCACUUUUUCAAAACAUUUCACCGGUAUGGGCUUACUUCGACUCCAUACAACUCGAACAAAUCACACAAGUUAAAAAAUUAGUCCAUUCUUUAUAAAGUUUAGAGUUCCUACGUCCUAUUGCAAACCCAUCUUUUCCAAACUUUUCUUGAAAUUCAAUGCAACAUUAAUUACAUUUUUAAUGAUCCAAAAAACAAAUACAUAUAUACAUAUAUAGAACAAUAAAUUUAUAAGAUAUUUAUGAAAAUAAUUCCAAUAAAUAAAACC
Molecule: messenger RNA, 2637 nt
Organism: Centruroides sculpturatus (bark scorpion)
Lineage: Eukaryota; Metazoa; Arthropoda; Arachnida; Scorpiones; Buthidae
Gene: Eip63E
Product: cyclin-dependent kinase 14-like
Exons: 20
Coding region: 357-2009 (550 amino acids)
Biological process (GO): protein phosphorylation
Cellular component (GO): cytoplasm; nucleus; cytosol
Molecular function (GO): cyclin-dependent protein serine/threonine kinase activity; cyclin binding; ATP binding
Source: RefSeq, a predicted model, not a curated record